CAUUUUUAAGGGCAUAGUUGCAACCCUUGCUUAUGGGAAGAGAAGUACCUUCAGCCUCUGACCCCAUGUUUCUGUCUUGCUGUGUGGCAUCCAGCUCGCUGUCUGCGUGUUUCUGAGCCAUGGAGUCUACUGUGGCUGACGUACACCUCAUGCCCAGGACAACCAAGGAAGUCCCCACUCCAGACGCUGCGUGCUGUCGAGUGGUCACCAUUGGUGUGGUGGCCACCAGCCUUGUCAUCCUCACCCUGGGAGUCCUUUUGGCCUUCCUGUCUACACGGGGCGUCCACGUGGACCACACGGCCGAGCUGCGGGGAAUCCGGUGGGCCAGCAGUUUGCAGCGGGAGGCCUCGGACUAUCACCGCACACUGACGCCCACCCUGGAGGCACUGUUUGUAAGUAGUUUUCAGAAGACAGAGUUAGAGGCAAGCUGUGUGGGUUGCACGGUGCUGAAUUACAGGGAUGGGAACUCCAGUGUCCUCGUACAUUUCCAGUUGCACUUCCUGCUGCGACCCCUCCAGACGCUGAGCCUGGGCCUGGAGGAGGAGCUGUUGCAGAGAGGGAUCCAGGCAAGGCUGCGAGAGCGCGGCAUCUCCCUGGCUGCCUAUGGCACAAUUGUGUCGGCUGAGCUCACAGGAAGACAUAAGGGGCCCGUGGCAGAAAGAGAUUUAAAAUCAGGCCGCUGCCCAGGGAACUCCUUUUCCUGCCAGAACAGCCAGUGUGUGACCAAGGUGAACCCGGAGUGUGACGACCGGGAGGACUGCUCCGAUGGGUCCGAUGAGGUGCACUGUGAGUGUGGCUUGCAGCCUGCCUGGAGGAUGGCCGGCAGGAUCGUGGGCGGUGUGGAAGCGUCCCCGGGGGAGUUUCCAUGGCAAGCCAGCCUUCGAGAGAACAAGGAGCACUUCUGUGGGGCCACCAUCAUCAGUGCCAGGUGGCUGGUGUCUGCCGCUCACUGCUUCAAUGAAUUCCAAGACCCGACGGAGUGGGUGGCCUAUGUGGGUACGACCUACCUCAGUGGUUCAGAGGCCAGCACCGUGCGGGCCCGGGUGGCCCAGAUCGUCAAGCACCCCCUGUACAACGCAGACACGGCUGACUUCGACGUGGCAGUGCUGGAGCUGACCAGCCCUCUGCCUUUCGGCCAGCAUAUCCAGCCCGUGUGCCUCCCGGCUGCCACACACAUCUUCCCACCCAGCAAGAAGUGCCUGAUCUCAGGCUGGGGCUACCUCAAGGAGGAUUUCCUGGUCAAGCCAGAGGUGCUGCAGAAAGCCACUGUGGAACUGCUGGACCAGGCACUGUGUGCCAGCCUGUACGGCCACUCACUCACUGACAGGAUGUUGUGCGCUGGCUACCUGGAUGGGAAGGUGGACUCCUGCCAGGGCGACUCAGGAGGACCCCUGGUCUGCGAGGAGCCCCCUGGCCGGUUCUUUCUGGCCGGCAUCGUGAGCUGGGGAAUUGGCUGUGCAGAAGCCCGGCGUCCGGGGGUCUAUGCCCGAGUCACCAAGCUACGUGACUGGAUCCUGGAGGCCACCACCAGAGCCAGCAUGCCUCUGGCCCCCACGGUGGCUCCUGCCCCCACCGCCUCCAGCACGACCUGGCCCACCAGUCCUGAGAGCCCUGUGGUCAACACCCCCACCAAAUCCACGCAGGCCCCCAGCACUGUGCCUCUUGACUGGGUCACCGUUCCUAAGCUACAAGAAUGGGGCCAGGCCUUAGACGUGGAGAAGCCCACACGGGUCGUGUGGGCGGGUUCGAGCUGCCUCGGGGAGCCCUGGCAGGUCAGCCUGAAGGAAGGGUCCCGACUCUGUGGAGCGACUGUGGUGGGGGACCGUUGGCUGCUGUCUGCCGCCCACUGCUUCAAAUCCAGUAAGGCUCCGCCCAGGAAGGCUCACGAAGGUGGAGCAGGUCUGGCCCACCUGGGCACCAAGGUCCUCCUGGCCUGGGCGGAGCCCGGUGAAGAUCGGCUGCGGCGGGUGGUGCUGCACUCUACAACCCCGGGCAUCCUGGACUUCGACCUGGCUGUCCUGGAGCUGGCCAGCCCUGGCCUUCAACAAAUACAUAUCCAGCCUGUCUGCCUGCUGGCCAUCCAGAAGUUCCCUGUGGGCCGGAAGGCAUGAUUCCUGAUGGGAACAUGCAGGGAAGGAAAUGCCACUAAGCCCGAGCUCCUGCAGAAGGCGUCUGUGGGCAUCAUAGACCAGAAGACCUGUAGCGUGCUCUACAACUUUCCUGCAGACCGCAUGAUCUGCGCUCGGCUUCCUGAAGGCAAAGUUGACUCCUGCCAGGGUGACUCUGGGGGCCCCCUGGCCUGUGAGGAGGCCCCCGGCGUGUUUUAUCUGGCAGGGAUCGUGAGCUGGGGUAUUGGCUGCGCUCAGGUUAAGAAGCCGGGCGUCUACACGCGCAUCACCAGGCUAAAGGGCUGGAUCCUGGAGAUCAUGUCCUCUCAGCCCCUUCCCGUGUCUCCCCCCUCGACCACAAGGACACUGGCCACCACCAGCCAUCCCCCCAGGACGACAGCUGGCCUCACGGUCCUGGGGGCCACACCCAGCAGACCCACCCCUGGGGCCGCCAGCAGGGUGACGGGCCAACCUGCCAACUCAGCCUUAUCUGCCAUGAGCACCACUGCUAGGGGACAGAUGCCAUUUCCAGAUGUCCUGGAGGCCACCACGCACUCCCAGCUACCAGACUGCGGCCUGGCGCCGGCGGCGCUCAGCAGGAUUGUGGGCGGCAGCGCAGCGGGCCGCGGGGAGUGGCCGUGGCAGGUGAGCCUGUGGCUGCGGCGCCGGGAACACCGCUGCGGGGCCGUGCUGGUGGCAGAGAGGUGGCUGCUGUCAGCGGCGCACUGCUUCGACGUCUACGGGGACCCCAAGCAGUGGGCGGCCUUCCUAGGCACGCCGUUCCUGAGCGGCGCGGAGGGGCAGCUGGAGCGCGUGGCGCGCAUCUACAAGCACCCGUUCUACAAUCUCUACACGCUUGACUACGACGUGGCGCUGCUGGAGCUGGCGGGGCCGGUGCGCCGCAGCCGCCUGGUGCGCCCCAUCUGCCUGCCCGAGCCCGUGCCGCGACCCCCAGACGGUGCGCGCUGCGUCAUCACCGGAUGGGGCUCGGUGCGCGAAGGAGGCUCCAUGGCGCGGCAGCUGCAGAAGGCUGCCGUGCGCCUCCUCAGCGAGCAGACCUGCCGCCGCUUCUACCCGGUGCAGAUCAGCAGCCGCAUGCUGUGUGCCGGCUUCCCGCAGGGCGGCGUGGACAGCUGCUCGGGUGACGCUGGGGGACCCCUGGCCUGCAGGGAGCCGUCUGGACGAUGGGUGCUAACUGGGGUCACCAGCUGGGGCUAUGGCUGCGGCCGGCCCCACUUCCCAGGUGUCUAUACCCGGGUGGCAGCUGUGAGAGGCUGGAUAGGACAGCACAUCCAGGAGUGACCGCCACGUGACUGCCCAGGCCGGGA
Molecule: messenger RNA, 3436 nt
Organism: Chlorocebus sabaeus (green monkey)
Lineage: Eukaryota; Metazoa; Chordata; Mammalia; Primates; Cercopithecidae
Source: RefSeq, a predicted model, not a curated record